CAACCCAGCAGCGUGGGACACACACACAACGUGCUCAUAGGGAUGCGAAGGUUCCAAGGAAACCUUUGUUCUUUCUUGAGUCGCACAUCAGCACAGCGUACACCCUCAACAACGAGGCGCACAUUCCAAUCCCUGUCCCGCUCGCACGCCCAAGUCGAUUCCCAACCUACAAGUACCAUGUCCGGGAACAUGGCCGAGGACCAACAAGUCCCUACCAACGAAGCCGACUACUCGACAUGGACUACGUCGAGGCUCGUCGCCCGAAUCACUGAAUUAGAACGCCAGUUACACUCCCGCACCGCGGAGUAUGCUACACCCCCUGCGAAGCAGCCCGAGGACGCGGCCAAAGACGCUGCCAAGAGUGCACCUAGUGAUGGGAAAGUGAACCAGAAGGAGCCUUCAUCUCCUGCGGCGGGAGCGGAGAAGAAGAAGCAGGUGAAGCCGCCAAAGCCCCCGAAACCGCGCAGGGAGAUCGAUCCGUCGAGAUAUAAUACACGGUUCAUCGCGUUGAAGUUCGCCUAUCUUGGACAGCGGUACAAUGGGCUUGAGCAUGCGAACGGGAAUGCCACGCCACUAUCUACGAUCGAGGAGGAGAUGUACAAGGCUUUACGGAAGACCCGGUUGAUUUUCCCGACCGAUACAACUGGUGAUGAGUUUGUGGAGAGCUAUGCGCCGAGGGAGACGAAGCCGUACUAUAUCAAUUGGGAUGGAUGUGAAUAUUCCAAAGCUGGGCGUACGGAUCGAGGAGUCAGUGCUUUUGGGCAGGUAAUUGGCAUUAGAGUGCGGAGUGCACGGCCGAAGCGCAACGAGGUCGUUCAGUCGGACGAGAAUGCCGAUACCACCAUGCAGAAUACGGACGAGGCCAAUGCGUCGGCCGACGAUGGCUGGGAUGACGUUAAAGAUGAGCUACCCUACGUGAGCAUGUUGAACAAGGUGCUUCCUGAAGAUAUUCGUGUAUUGGCAUGGUGCCCACGUCCUCCUGAGGGGUUCGAUGCCCGCUUUUCUUGCGGGGAGCGCCAUUACAAGUAUUUCUUCACGCAGCCGGCCUUUUCUCCUACGCCGGGUGCUUCGGGCUUUGUGCCGCGAGAUGGAUCAGGCAAGCCUCCGAAGCUGAGAGAGGGUUGGUUGGACAUUGAAGCGAUGCGCAAAGCUGCGAAGUAUUUCGAAGGUACACACGACUUCCGGAACUUCUGUAAAUUGGACGUGACGAAACAGAUCGAGUCUUUCUACCGAGACAUUUUCCGUGCUGAUAUUGAGCUUCUCGAUGCUCGAACCAAUCCCCUGGGCUAUGUGACUCAGCCAGAGUUCCAGGCUAGACCCGCAUCCGGUGCGGAUGAAAGCGCAGAGUCUUCAGCGGCACCUCUGCCAACAGCAGCGCAGGUAUAUGUCUUCCAUCUGGAGGGUUCUGCUUUCCUGUGGCAUCAGGUCCGACACAUGGUCAAUGUCCUUUUCCUUGUCGGUCAGGGGCUCGAGGAACCCUCCAUCGUACGGGAUCUCCUUGACGUGACUAAGAACCCGCGAAAGCCAACCUACGAGAUGGCUUCCGAUGCCCCCUUGGUGCUUUGGGACUGCAUCUACCCCGAUAAGAAGAGCGGCAGCCGUGCUGAUAGCCUGGAUUGGGUUUAUGCGGGUGACGUUCGACAGAUCAAGUCUCACCUCGGCAAGGGAGGUGGAAAGUUUGGUCUUGGAGGAAUCGUAGAGGAGCUCUGGUCUGUUUGGAGGCAGCGCAAGAUGGAGGAAAUCUUGGCUGGCGCAUUACUAGACUUGGCCGUCAGUCAGGGCGACAAGAGUCUCACCAUUGGUGAUGGAGUCGAGCCAAUCUGGGAGAGAAAGAACCGGGGUAAGAAAAUCUUUGUGGGGUCUAAUGAAGCCAGAACCGGCGGGUACUAUGUUCCAGUCAUGCAGAAGCGAAAGACCGAGCUCGUGGAAGUCCAGAAUGCGAGGUGGCUGGCGGCAAAGCAGCGCAAGAUGGAGAAUGGCGCAAAGGCCACCAAAAUGGAACAGUAGACAGAAGAUUGUAUAUACUCACUUCUCGAAUAUAUGUGCAAGAUGGCCCACCU
Molecule: messenger RNA, 2060 nt
Organism: Aspergillus neoniger CBS 115656
Lineage: Eukaryota; Fungi; Ascomycota; Eurotiomycetes; Eurotiales; Aspergillaceae
Product: pseudouridine synthase DEG1
Exons: 1
Coding region: 190-2007 (605 amino acids)
Biological process (GO): mRNA pseudouridine synthesis; tRNA pseudouridine synthesis
Cellular component (GO): nucleus; cytoplasm
Molecular function (GO): pseudouridine synthase activity; RNA binding
Source: RefSeq, a predicted model, not a curated record